UGUCGAAUUAAUCGCAAUAAUAGUUAAGUAGUAACGCCUGGCCUUGAGUGAAACAGUCAAACAGCUAUUGUCAGUAUUGGUUGACGCCUGGUGCCGGUGGAUCGGGCUACACUCACUGUUGUGUUGCUGUGAAGUGGGAAAUGUGAAUUACGAUGAGUUCUUGGCUGGUCACAGAAAAGCGUAGUUGGCCAGAAUGGCUGGCACUUCAAGUGCUGAAGGUUGGUCCUAUUCCAAAACAUUUGGCUCUCAUCAUGGAUGGAAACCGUAGAUAUGCCAAACUGCAUGAACAAGAGACCUUCCAUGGCCACAUUGCUGGCUUCAAAACCCUUACCUAUGUUUUAGCCUGGUGCAGGGAUUUAGGGAUUACUGAGGUAACUUCUUAUGCACUCAGUAUUGAAAAUUUCAAGAGAUCUAAAGAAGAAGUGGAGGGAUUGUUAUCUCUGGCCAGUAACAAGUUUGAAGAGGUACUCAACGAGGGAGAAAAUUUGGCCAAACAUGGUGUUUGUAUUCGUAUUAUUGGAAACCUUGAUCUCCUACCUACAUAUCUUCGAGCUCAGACUGCUGAAGUUGUACUUAUGACCAGAAAUAACACCAAAUGUUUUUUAAAUCUUGCUCUAGCAUAUACAUCCCGUGAUGAAAUAACUGCAGCUGUACGAGAAUGUGCUAUCGCAAUAUCCGAAGGCCGCUUGCAAGAGACGGAUAUCACUCCACGGCUCCUGGAGCAGUGUCUCUACACAGCUCAGUCCUGCCACCCCGACCUGGUCAUCAGAACUUCCGGAGAAACCAGACUCUCUGACUUUCUACUAUGGCAAUCACAAUUUUCAUGCCUUUUUUUCACUAAGGUUUUAUGGCCAGAAUUGAGCAUAUGGCAUGUGCUGGGUGCUGUGUUCCACUACCAGCGGCACCACCACACGGUCGUCGCGGCACGCAAGCAAGCCAAGCUCCUCUAUGACCGCUACGAGCUCGAAGCUGAUCAAGCUUGCUCUCCCGACGAUCCCGAGUGCGGUUGUGAUGGGACCAAAGCUCGCAAGAUCCGCGUAGAACGUUUUAUUGCAGAUCUUGUAGAACGGAGAGAGAAAACCUAUCACGCGCUGUCAACACAGCUGAAAGAAAUCAAGAAGCAGCAACAAGAAAGUUGUGAGCAGGAGCAAAAGAGUGAGGCGUCAGGGCGAGUUAGAGUUAUAGGAGAGUGUGGUGAGAGAGUUGUGUCAGUAUCCGUUGCCGACCCCAGCCUUUUGAAAAGAGUCCAACAACGAAUGCUGUUAGAGGCGAAUUGAAUCGGAUAUGUUAGUGUUGUAUUAAUUCUAUGUUUGACAACAUAUUUUAUGCAGAGCUGAGUUGGUAGGCCUAGAACAAUUGCAUAGUUCAUCGCUAUAAGUGAACUAUUGAAAAAAACUGUCCCACUCAUCUGCGUGGCAGGCUAUUUUCCCCAAAUAAUUUAUUUAUCCUGUUAUUAAACUAUUGUAUUAUGGAGAACCAGGGGAACCCUUCGUAUUUUCGAACGAUCAGCAAAUAUGUAUUUAUUGUCAUCCUUUAAAUAAAAUGGUAUUUAUC
Hyalella azteca is the source of this 1554-nucleotide messenger RNA. Its product is annotated as dehydrodolichyl diphosphate synthase complex subunit DHDDS-like. Gene Ontology annotation, cellular component: endoplasmic reticulum; dehydrodolichyl diphosphate synthase complex. The record is from RefSeq and is a predicted model, not a curated record. The transcript is spliced from 5 exons. Gene Ontology annotation, biological process: polyprenol biosynthetic process. Lineage: Eukaryota; Metazoa; Arthropoda; Malacostraca; Amphipoda; Hyalellidae. Gene Ontology annotation, molecular function: ditrans,polycis-polyprenyl diphosphate synthase [(2E,6E)-farnesyl diphosphate specific] activity. Bases 153 to 1277 code for a protein of 374 amino acids.